UGCAGUUAGCUCCCACCAUUGGCUAGGUUGGCAAUCGCUGGAGCGGGUUGCAGUCCACAGAGUUAUGGAGGGUGCAGCACACAUCCCUCAGCAGGGCGUGAGCAGAACUGCAACCACUAAAAUUACAGUUGUGCUCGCUUCAGUACAGGAAAGGGUAUAAAAGCACCUUUCCCCUCCAGCUGCCACUUCUGCUUCUUUGCUCACAUUCAAAGGUGCCGCUGCUUGAGGCUGCAGAACCGCGGGGCUCGGCAGGCAGGCAAAGGGAGAAGACACGGGUGAAGCAGAGCCUCCUCCAAAGAAAAUGGAGGCCACGGUGCUGCCAACUUUUCCUAGCAAUGACUCCUAUAUUACUGGGGACGUUGAAAAAGACGGCCAAAAUGAGGCAAACAAUUUAUGGAGAAGGAUGACUAUUGUCUCUAUGGUCAUCUAUAGCCUGGCUUUCCUAUUGGGGAUCAUUGGAAAUGGACUGGUCAUUAUCAUCACGGGCUUCUGUAUGAAGAAGACGGUCAACACUGUCUUGUUCCUCAACUUAGCCAUUGCUGACUUCAUUUUCACCUUCUUCUUGCCAUUGAGUAUUGCCCAGGCAGCCCUGAAAUUCCACUGGCCAUUUGGCAGGGCCAUGUGCAAGAUCAACAAUGCCCUGGCCUACCUCAACUUGUACGCCAGUGUUUACCUUCUCAUGGUGAUUAGCAUGGACCGUUGCAUUUCUGUGCGGUGCCCGGUGUGGGCUCAGAAUCACCGGACACCCCAGCGGGCUGGCUUUGUGGCCUUGGGUGUUUGGACCCUGGCUCUGGUGUUGUGUUCCCCAAACCUCCAUUUCAGGGAUACAAUGCCACAUCCAGGGAAGAAGGGCAUGAUCGUGUGCUUUAACAAUUAUGGUCACCCAGCUGUGAAUCUGCUCAGGCACCAUGCAGUGGUCAUCAGCCGGUUCAUCUUUGGCUUCGUCAUCCCCUUCAGUGUCAUUGUGGCUUGCUAUGGGGCAAUUGCUCUGAGGCUGAGGAGGGACCACUUGGCGCAGUCAAGCAAGCCCUUCAAGGUCAUCACAGCAGUCAUCACCGCCUUCUUUAUCUGUUGGUUCCCGUAUCAUGUAUUUUCUUUCCUUGAGCUAAAAUAUUCCGGGCACGCAGAGAUGCGUUUGCUGUUGGCUGUCGGGAUACCCUUGACAUCUAGCUUGGCUUUCAUCAACAGCUGUCUCAACCCCAUCCUCUAUGUGUUCAUGGGGCAUGAUUUCAAGGAGAAGCUGAGGCGCUCCCUCCUCUCUGUCUUUGAGGAUGCCUUUGCUGAGGAGAGCGGCCACAGCACAGCACAAACCAAGACCAGGUCUUCCAUCGAGCUGGAGUCCCAUGACAAGUGAAACCUGCCGAUCCUCCAGCUGCCCCAGCUGCCCCACCUUCAGCGCAAAGCUGCCUUGUGCGUUAAUUUAGAAUCCGCCCUGCAUUGUCCAUCUACAGAGCAGGCUCCUCUCUGCUUUUCAGCCUCAGCUGCUUUUCAAGAUUUACAAAAUUUAAGAAGUCAAAGAACUGCUUCCUGGCCAGGCGGAGGACGCGUUGGCUGCAUGCAAUGAAUGGUGCCAGUGCUAUUCGUUUGGAUGCUUCCAGUGAAAUUGGGGAUGCAAAGCUCCGUCAAGGGCUGCUAUUCCAUGAAGGAAGACUACAGCUGGAGCUGGAUCCGGGCAGCAUCUGCUGCAAGCUAAUUUCCAACCCUUAGACUAGUUGUAAGUCGGUAUAUGAAGCACAAGAAGGUAUCCAUAUUCAAGACAAAACUUCCCAUAAUUUUUGUCAGGCGGUGGUGUGACCAGGAAGCAGAGUUUAGGAUGGCCCAAGCAGAUGGCAGUGGACUUGAUUCUCAGUCACUGGGGUCCCCCGGGAAUAGGAAGACCCUGUUCCCCACCUGGUGUCUCUAAGUGUCCCUGUUACCUACUUGCUCCCCCAUAAGUGAAUCGAUGCCAUUCAUGCUAACAGGGAGAGAGAAAACCCUGCAUUUGGGGACAUGGGUUUCAAGGAAGGAAAAGCCUGCUUCCUGUCAUUGAUCCACUGGCAAAGAUGAUAGGACAGGUUUUGUCCAGUGGCCAGUGAUACCAUUGCGGCCAACCCAGAUUCUGGCCAUAUAAAUGCCUGUGCCCCCAUCACAAUGAUGGCAGACCUGAUGGCCUAUAUCACACCGAGCUUGUAGCCACGACCUCUUAGACUCUGGCUGACUGAGCAGAACUCUUGAAAUUGAACAGGGCGUAAUCCUUGGCAGAUUAACUCGGUCUCACCUCGCUAGGAUUCAUGCCCUUAGGAUCAAGUGCUGGGAAUGCUUGCCGGCACUUUGCUGCCUGAGUCAGAUCCCCUGGGUGUAUGGGAGGAAUUAGCCCUGUUUUCUCCAGCCAUGGCCCAGAGGUAAAUGAUGGCUGCUUUACACAGAAACAGAGCGAGUCAGAAGGGGCCUCCCGGGCCAUCUAGUCUGACCUCCGGCACCAGCCGGCUCUGCUCAAUUUUACAAUUGGCAGGAGGGAAAGAGAAGCACUUCCAUCAGGUUAGCCAUUUUACCUGUAAUUCAUAUGCUUGGUUUUAGUUCUUUAUAUUUUAAAAAUCUGUUUAUGCUGCAUUUGCUGGACAUUGUGCAAAUCCGUCCAUCAGCCCACUGGGUUGCACCCCCCCAUGUUUGCAAGCCUCCAAAUGGAGCAUCCAGUGCAGAGUAGAAGCUCCGAAAUCAAUCCCCGGCUGACCCGCUGCAGUGUUUCAGAGUGAGGUGUGAGGCAGCUGGAGAACUCUCAGGAUGCUCCAUAUCUUGGCAGCCCCUGCCUCCCCCUCACUGUCCUCCAACACCCUCUAAGCCCCUCUCCAAGGCUGAUUAUCUGACCUUGGAGAAGCGCCUGGCAUGGGUCUUUCCACACUAGCUGCAAGGGGUGGUGAAGAGAGUUGGAGCAUUGGUCCUCUCCAUCUCUAGCCUCAGAUCUGGAAAUCCAAAGUGUCCUCUGCUCUCCUAGAUGUUGUCUAGAUACCAUAAGACCAUUGCCUAAGUAACAUGCAGCCUUACAAAAUCUGACAGACUGAAAUGAGCAGCAGCACAGCAUCGUCUCAUUCCAAGAUGUGUGAACCGUGAACUGUAUUUCCAUUCGCCUUGUUUCUGGGGUCAUGUUCAACAUCAAAGUACAGAAAAAAUAUUUUUACAAUACCCAUUAAGGCAGUCCCUGCCCACAGUUUAUAUCAUCAUGGUGUGACGUGGCUUUUGAUGCCUGUUUCUUCUUGUUCUCACUAAGAUACCUAGCCUUCUAAAGCUUUUCUUUAAAAAAAUAAUGAAUAAUUGCCAUUGAGCUUUGUUUUGUAUGUU
This is a messenger RNA of Varanus komodoensis (Komodo dragon), 3315 nucleotides long. Its product is annotated as chemokine-like receptor 1. Gene Ontology annotation, molecular function: N-formyl peptide receptor activity; complement receptor activity. Gene Ontology annotation, biological process: phospholipase C-activating G protein-coupled receptor signaling pathway; positive regulation of cytosolic calcium ion concentration; inflammatory response. The transcript has 2 exons. The record is from RefSeq and is a predicted model, not a curated record. Lineage: Eukaryota; Metazoa; Chordata; Lepidosauria; Squamata; Varanidae. Bases 302 to 1354 code for a protein of 350 amino acids. Gene Ontology annotation, cellular component: plasma membrane.